This is a messenger RNA of Callorhinchus milii (elephant shark), 4167 nucleotides long. It is a transcript of the gene pomgnt1, whose product is annotated as protein O-linked mannose N-acetylglucosaminyltransferase 1 (beta 1,2-). NCBI's taxonomy places the organism in Eukaryota, Metazoa, Chordata, Chondrichthyes, Chimaeriformes, Callorhinchidae. The transcript has 21 exons. Gene Ontology annotation, molecular function: beta-1,3-galactosyl-O-glycosyl-glycoprotein beta-1,3-N-acetylglucosaminyltransferase activity. Gene Ontology annotation, cellular component: Golgi membrane. Bases 132 to 2084 code for a protein of 650 amino acids. The record is from RefSeq and is a predicted model, not a curated record. Gene Ontology annotation, biological process: protein O-linked glycosylation via N-acetylgalactosamine.
GGGGCCGGCGGCCCGCGGGCCUCAGUGAGGAAUGUGCGGCCUGGGCACAGGCUGCGGCGCGGGGCUCGGGCCGAUGGGGCUGAGGCCGAGGCUGAGGCCGGGCCCGGGGUGAGGGCACAGCGGCUCCCGCCAUGGACCAGUGGAAGCCGAAUCCUCGGGCCAAACCCUUCAUCCCCCGCCGGCAGCGGAGCCUCUUCAGCGGCUGGAGAUACAGACUGAGGGGCCACCGGUCAGUGCGGAGGCUGUGCCAGACUGGUGCUAUAUUGUUUCUGCUGGUGACUGUGAUUGUCAACAUCAAGCUUAUUUUAGAUACUAGGAAGGUAGCAAAUGAGGAGGAAUCUGGAGAGGACUAUGAUAAUGUUAUCCCUAAUAUGGAAACCCCCCGAAGGCUGUCAAAGGGGCGAAAAGUCCUGGAUAUUGAGGUGUAUUCCAGCAGGUCCAAAGUCUAUGUUGCAGUUGAUGGAACCACAGUUCUGGAAGAUGAAGUCAAAGAGCAGGGGAGAGGAAUCCAUGUUAUUGUUCUGAAUCAAGCCACCGGUCACGUGAUGGCAAAGCGUGUGUUUGACACUUACUCACCGCACGAAGACGAAGCCAUGAUCCUCUUCCUAAAUAUGGUCUCCCGUGGCAGGAUCCUCAUCUUUACCAUUAAGGAUGAGGGGUCCUUCCAUCUGAAAGACACGGCUAAGAACCUACUGAAAGGCCUAGGGAGUCAGAUCGCCUCAUCGCUAAGUUGGAGAGAUAUGUGGACCUUCGUCGUGAAGAAAGGAGGUCAAGUGUAUGGUGAGAAGCAUUCAAAGUCACCAGCUCUGGCCACUUGGGGAGAUCCGGUCUUGCUGAAAACAGAGGUUCAGCUCAGCUCUGCCGAAGAUUCUGAGUGUCGCUGGUUAGACAAUGAAACAAACAGGAGAAGAAAGGCUUUCUGCAGCAAGGUGGAGGGAUAUGGCAGCAUCUGUAGCUGUAAAGAUCCAGCACCUAUUGAAUUUAACCCUGAGACUUUAAAAGAUAACAAGGUUUCCUCUGUCCCCGUGGCUGUGAUCGCUGGCAAUAGGCCUAACUACCUGUACAGAAUGCUACGCUCGCUCCUGUCUGCACAGGGGGUUAACCCAGAGAUGGUGACCGUCUUUAUAGAUGGUUACUAUGAGGAGCCAAUGGAUGUCGUGGAGCUGUUUGGCCUGAAAGGAGUCCAACACACACCAAUUAGUAUUAAAAAUGCCCGCGUCUCCCAGCACUACAAAGCCAGUUUGACUGCAACAUUUAAUCUGCAUCCGGAUGCAAAGUGCAUUGUGGUUUUGGAGGAGGACUUGGACAUCUCGGUCGACUUCUUCAGUUUUCUCAGCCAAACCACCCACUUACUUGAGGAGGAUGAGAGUUUGUAUUGCAUAUCUGCUUGGAAUGAUCAGGGUUAUGAACACACUGCAGAGGAUCCUGCCCUUCUGUAUCGAGUGGAGAGUAUGCCUGGGCUUGGAUGGGUAUUAAAGAAAAGUCUAUAUAAAGAUGAACUGGAACCAAAGUGGCCAACUCCAGAAAAGCUCUGGGAUUGGGACAUAUGGCUGCGAAUGCCUGAACAAAGGAAAGGCCGGGAGUGCAUUGUCCCGGAUAUAUCCCGAUCUUAUCAUUUUGGAAUAGUUGGUUUGAAUAUGAAUGGUUAUUUCCACGAAGCCUACUUCAAGAAACACAAGCUCAACACUGUGCCCAAUGUGCAAUUCAAAAACGUAGAUAGACUUAAAAAAGACAGCUAUGAGACUGAAAUUCAUAAACUGCUAAGCGAAGCCAAGGUUCUGGACCACAGCAAGAACCCCUGUGAAGAUAGUUUUAUUCCAGACACCGAAGGGAAGAUCUAUGUCAUGUAUAUCAAAAUGGAGCAGGAGACUGACUUUACAACGUGGACAGAGUUAGCUAAGUGCCUCCAUAUCUGGGAUCUUGAUGUCCGUGGUAACCACAAGGGCAUGUGGCGGCUAUUCAGAAAGAAGAACCACUUGCUUGUGGUGGGAACUCCAGCCUCUCCUUAUUCGUUAAAGAAGCCCACAUCAGUGACACCCAUUUACAUUGAACCACCUCCAAAGGAAGAAGUGGAAUUGAAUUAAAGUUGGGCUUCCUCCAUUUUUGUAGCAAAGGGAUCUCAACUACAAACCAUAUCAAACCACUAUAUUUAACGUACAACAUCAGUUUACACGUUGCUUCAUAACCAUCUGCUUUAACAUGAGGCAAAAACAAAACCCAAGCUAAUUCCGACUUGGGUGAACUACUAAAGACUUUAGUUUUGUAAAUUAUGGUUUCAAAUAUUUAUAUUACUGAAUCUACAAAAGUUGGGAGAAUCUUCUGUACACAUCAUCAGAAGGAUGGACCAAGGGAUUUCCUGAAAUGGUGAGUUGGGUUGUAUUGCAAAGUGCUUCAUAUCAUACUCCUAAACUAGAGCACUGAAUCGGUUUAAUGACAAUGUACUCAGACAGACUUGUGUCUGAUUUAUUUUUUUCUGUCUGAUAUCAUAAAUCAGGGUACAGAGUAGCAAGUCUCUGCUUAUGAACUGGACUAUUGACAACACGUUUGACCCAGAAUUUAUUUCAGGAGAUUGUUAAACCACUACAGAGAAGCAAGACAUUUUUUGAUCCACAAACCAUAUUUACAACAUGAGGGGUAGUGUUAUUGAUGUAGAAAUUUUAUUUGUGAUAGUGGGGAGAGGGGAGUUGCUGCUGUUUUCUAAUGGACAGUGAAAUUGUUUUAAACUUUUUGAGGUCUUUUGGGGUUGAGGGGGAAAGGAGACGGUAUAUUUUUACCUGUGGCUUGGACAUGGCAUCUCUUCAGGAAUUUUCUGAAGCUUCAUUGCUGAAAUAAUAAUAAUAAUCCUUGCAUUUGAUAUCGCGCUUUUCACGUCUUCUAGACGUCUCAAAGCGCUUCACAGAAUAAAUGUUACUGAAAUCACGUUUCGCCCACAAAACAUACAAUCAAUUCACUUUACAGUAUAUCCUGUGAAGUGCUUUGAGAUGUCUCGAAGAUGUGAUAAGGCGCUAACUCAAAUGCAGGGAUUAUUAUUAGAAUUAUUAAUUGACAUAAGAAAUGCAAGACUAAAAAAGACCCAGGUCCAUCUAGUUUGCCUUCCACCUUCCUGACUGUCGCAUGCACAUAUGUCCUGAACUACCUAUGUAGAUAUUUGAAAAUGUCUGACCUCUUCAAAAAUCCUUACACUAAUAUUUUUAUAUACUGGUAUUGUGACCAGAUUAAAGAGUUUCCAGCAUAAAGCGUGUGCUUUCCAAUGACUGCCUUUCGAUUUGCAUUAGUACAUGGCAUUGGGCUACAAAUUUGAAUAAGUGAAAGUGGGCCUGACUUAUGGAUUUCUGGCUUCUCAGCAUAUUGGAUAUCGAACUGUAUUGUUUAGUGACCGAGUCUUUUCCUGCUGGAAGACAUGAUAUGGUUGCUGUCCAUCAUCUUUCAGAUUGACAAUGGAAAAGGAGGAGUACUUCAUACUAAACAUCUAACCUGCCUUAUCCAGAAUAAUGUUCCCCUACACAGUGAUUCUUCCAUAAAUUUGAACAAUUUGAUUUUGAAUCCCAGUUUCUUUGGUCUAAAUAACACCUAAUUGACGCGGUGCAAUCUUGUCGACUUUCUGAUGAAAUGCUGGUGGUUUGGAGCCAGAAAAUAUGUUGUGAUCAUGGCCAGUGUUAACCUUGUCUGCCUCGAAAAUGAAAACGACCUCCUUUCAGGAAAUACAAUUCUUAUACUCCCAUUCCAAUCUUUCUUCAUACACCAUUAAUAUUUGCAUUUCAGUUCUUUUUCUUACCAGGGCUACACUUACUUUUUUUUUAAACCAGUUAUUUACUCCUCGAGGGAGAAAAUACACAAUGUGAAUAUGAUCAUGGGAGUUGCUAUUAUUCCCACUCUACAAAUAACCACGUGCAUGAAUUUAUAUAGGUGUUUGUUGUAUUUAUGAAGUAUCAAACGAGUCAUUGCUUUUAAGUUCACUCCAUUUUUCCCACUCCACUACCCUCUGUGUCGUCUCCAAAAUGAGCUGAUAAUUCAGCUUCAGUAUUUGUAAAACUAAAAAGGAAACGCUUCAUUGAAACCAUUUGUGCCUGAAAUUUCUCCUACUGCAUUUCAGGAAGAAAUGUCUUUUUUGUUUGCUUGAUGGGUGAUGUAAAAUAAAGAGUUCUUUUUAAAGUUGUACAUUUGUAA